CCUCGUCCGCAGCCAUAAUUGAAAAACAGAUACAAAACAUAAGAAUCAGCUGAUUUAAAGAAACAUCAAGUAAUAGUUGAUUCCUUAUCAAAGAUAAUAUUAAAUAUUGAUUUAUCUGCCAAACGUUGUAUAACGUACUUGGAGUGUGGGUUGUGUAAAACGAAGGAAACUGAAUACGGCUAUGACAAUUCACAAUUUGUACAUCUUCUCGAAAACCGGUACGUUAUUGUAUUAUGCAGAAUGGAACAGACUAAACAAAUCAGGAAUAACAAAGGAAGAGGAAGCGAAAUUAAUGUAUGGAAUGUUAUUUUCGAUAAAAUCAUUUGUAAGUAAAAUCUCGCCAUUGGAUCCCAAGGAAGGAUUUUUGUAUUACAAGACAAGUAAAUACACACUUCAUUAUUUUGAAACACCAUCGGGACUUAAGUUUGUCCUAAAUACUGACAAUGCAAGUCAGAAUGCUAGAGAAUUGUUGCAACAAUUGUACAGAGAAGUAUACCUGGAAUAUGUAGUAAAGAAUCCGCUCUGCCAAUUAAAUGAGCCUAUACAAAGUGAAUUAUUUAAGAUAAAAGUGGAUGAACUAUUUAAAAAGUCACCUCUAUUUCUAAGUCGAUCGUUAUAAAUUUAAAAAAUAUAACAUUUUUUUAUAUAAGUGAGUUAAUUUUUUUUAUGCUUCA
Molecule: messenger RNA, 674 nt
Organism: Dinoponera quadriceps
Lineage: Eukaryota; Metazoa; Arthropoda; Insecta; Hymenoptera; Formicidae
Gene: Bet5
Product: trafficking protein particle complex subunit 1
Exons: 3
Coding region: 182-619 (145 amino acids)
Biological process (GO): endoplasmic reticulum to Golgi vesicle-mediated transport
Cellular component (GO): TRAPP complex
Source: RefSeq, a predicted model, not a curated record